AUGAGGGCGGCCAUUGCUGGGGCUCCGCCGCGGGGAGGAGGACGCUGAGGAGGCGCCGAGCCGCGCAGCGCUGCGGGGGAGGUGCCCGCGCCGACGCGGGGCCCAUGGCCAGGACCACCAGCCAGCUGUAUGACACCGUUCCUAUCCAGUCCAGUGUGGUGUUAUGUUCUUGCCCGUCCCCAUCAAUGGUGAGGACCCAGACUGAGUCUGGCACGGCCCCUGGCAUUCCCAGUGGUGGUAGCAGACAGGGCCCCACCAUGGACAGCACCGCGGCUGAGUCCCGACCGAGCACCAACUCGCUGCAACACACCACACAGCCGCCACCACAGCCUCGGAAGAAACGGCCUGAAGACUUCAAAUUUGGGAAAAUUCUUGGUGAAGGCUCUUUUUCCACAGUUGUUCUAGCCCGAGAACUGGCAACCUCAAGGGAAUAUGCUAUUAAAAUUCUAGAGAAACGUCACAUUAUCAAAGAGAACAAGGUCCCGUAUGUAACCAGAGAGAGAGACGUGAUGUCACGCCUGGAUCACCCGUUCUUUGUUAAACUUUACUUCACAUUUCAGGAUGAUGAAAAGCUGUACUUUGGUCUUAGUUAUGCCAAAAAUGGAGAACUACUUAAAUAUAUUCGCAAAAUUGGCUCAUUCGAUGAGACAUGCACCCGGUUUUACACGGCCGAGAUGGUGUCAGCUCUGGAGUACUUGCAUGGCAAGGGCAUCAUUCACAGAGACCUGAAACCAGAAAACAUUUUAUUAAAUGAAGACAUGCACAUCCAGAUCACAGAUUUUGGAACUGCAAAAGUACUAUCCCCGGAGAGUAAACAAGCCAGGGCCAACUCGUUUGUCGGAACAGCCCAGUAUGUGUCUCCAGAGCUGCUCACAGAGAAAUCGGCCUGUAAAAGUUCAGACCUUUGGGCUCUCGGAUGUAUAAUAUACCAGCUCGUGGCAGGACUGCCGCCUUUUCGAGCAGGAAAUGAAUAUCUUAUAUUUCAGAAGAUCAUUAAGUUGGAGUAUGACUUUCCUGAAAAAUUCUUCCCUAAGGCAAGAGACCUUGUGGAAAAACUUUUGGUUUUAGAUGCCACGAAGCGAUUAGGCUGUGAGGAAAUGGGAGGGUACAGCCCCCUGCGAGCUCAUCCAUUCUUCGAGUCCAUCACGUGGGAGAACCUGCAGCAUCAGACGCCUCCGAAACUCACUGCCUACCUGCCAGCGAUGUCGGAGGAUGAUGAGGACUGCUACGGAAACUACGACAACCUCCUGAGCCAGUUUGGCUGUAUGCAGGUGUCUUCGUCUUCCUCCUCCCACUCCCUGUCCGCCUCGGACGCAGGCCUGCCGCAGAUGGCGGGCAGCAACAUCGAGCAGUAUAUCCAUGAUCUGGACACUAAUUCUUUUGAACUGGACUUAGAGUUCUCCGAAGAUGAGAAGAGGUUGUUACUGGAGAAGCAGGCCAGUGGAAACCCUUGGUACUUUGUGUCCUUUGACUAUUUUUCUACUUGUAACAUUUUCCAUAUUUUUGAAAUCAUCUCCAAGAGCCAUGGAUAUGAAGAACAUUUUUGUUGUAUAUUUCACAAAUGUUUUUCUUCAGUUUACAUUUUGAGGUUUUGUGUGUAUUUUUGUGUAGAAGUUGCAAAUUCUUACAAAAUCAAACGUGUCUGUGUUUUUGUUUUCUGUUUUCCAUCUUGGUCAUGUUGAAAAGAGUGUGUCUACCCUGACAACCUUCUUUACAUGUUUUUAUGAUUUCCCUUUUGACUCACAGGUGGAGGGAAGUCUGUCACAGGGGUGAGUGGGGAGGUAUGUUGGGGUAGGAAAAGGGUUGGAGAGAGAAGCAAACUGGUUGGAGGGCUGGGCUAGGCAACCAGGCUGGAGGAGGAGGAGGAGGAGGCAGGGUGCAGAGGAGAAGUAGUGGGUGAUGAGGCCAGGAUUCUGUACCAUUUGAAAUUAUUAUCUCUAGCAAAAGUACAAUUAGAUGUUGGCCAACUGGAAUAUCUACACUUCUUGGGAGUUUAUCCUUCCUAAAGUGGUAUCACAUAGGAGUAUCAUUGUGCACUGAGCAGGGAGCAAGGGGCUUUGGUCAGAAUGGUUUGAGCACCACCAGGCCAUGUGCUCCAGGCAGGUCUGUGCACAGAGUCGUGCAGAAGCUUCCUGGACCUGUGUGUGAUGGGGUCCCUAAGAAGGGCCUGCUCUGCAGCCAUGGGCUAACUCCCCAAAAGGCUGUAUGCCUUGGCUGAGGGCAUUUGCUGAGGCCCUUCAGCCUGGAUUCUGGGUGGGAUCAAGGCCCCUUGCCUUCCCUCUCUUUGUUCUGGCUUCUCUUCCCUUUCCUCCAGGUUCAGGCCUAUUUGGGAGCUGGUGAUUUCCAAGAGCUCACAGCAUCUCUUAUUUGACCAGGGCAAGAUAUGUCAAGCACUUUGUUCUUUAGAACAAUGACUCUCCAUGCACGGCCCACAGGGCGUGAUAAUAAUAGUGGAAUAACACGAAGAGGAUACUUGCUUUCUCCCCUUGUUCUCCCUGAGUAUGCAGUGUACUGCUUUAGAGACUGCACACUGGCCAGUGAUGAUGAUGUUCUGCGGCUCCUGGACUGUGUGCUUUGUCUGUUUUGAAUCUUCUGCAGGAGUUGGUUUACCGUCUAAGUAUGAGCAGCUUUAGAGACGUAGUGAGUUCUUAGUAUUUCUGCGGAGCUCUUAGUAGCUGUCUGCAGUUACACCUGCUAUGAUUGCUGUAACUUGGUGUCUUCUGGUAAAUCCUUGCUUUGAGAUCCAGAGGUUUCCUUAGACCUACGUGGACUCACCACAGGACCUCAGGACACUCUGCUGACUUGUUCUUCAAUAAAACAUAAAGAUUUCUGAAUUUCUAAAUUUUAUCAAAACUGUUACUGUUGACUUUAAUGAUAUAUUCUAAAAUAAAAGGGCAUUUAUAACAUUUUCAAGUUUAAGUAGGGAAUCAUUGAUUCAGAGAGAUGUGCUUUCCCCACAUUGCCCCCCUGCCCUCCAUGUCUGAGGGUGAGGAGGAGGCAGCCCUGCCUGGCAGAGAGCACCCUGCAACAUGGAAGGGAGGGGCCUGCCCCAGGAGCCUGGGCAGAACUGUAGGUGUGGAGCUCACCAGGCCAUGGCCCUCCGCCCCUCAGAAGCAUGGAUGUCUGAGCCUCCAUGCACACCUGUGAAAUGGGGUGGUUUCGCGUACUGUUACCGUGCUGGUGGAGCUGCAGUGCCAAAAGAGUUUUAACAGUAGAGGAAUUGCUCAUUGUACAUGGACACAUGAGGACCUCUUUCAAAGCCAAACUUACAAAGCUGCUAUGGCAUCUUACAGAGAAGUUGUGUUGUCCAGGCUGGCGAAGUGCAUGUGACAACUUGGAGGCCAAGGAGUGUUGAGCUGUUGACAAGGCAGAGUGCCUGCCAGGUGACAUUCGAGGCAAGGAGCCCCGGCACUGCCACAGGCCCUGGCACAGCAGCUCCCCAGGUAAAGACGUGGCUGCAGACACUAGGAGUGAGUUGGCAUCCCUCUGGCCACGUUGCACUUUUGCCUUGAGUAGAUAAAUCAGAUACGGGUCAUACUGCAAGCAUUGAACAGUGUGGGCUUCAAGUCUGUGAGCCCAGAUUCUCAUAUUUAGGAAGAGAAAAGUGAACUGCGGUCCAUGCAUAUGGAUGAAAACUAGAGGAUCACAGUUAAUCACUGUAGUGUUGAAAUCUCUACAGCCUAGAAGCUGGAAGUCACAGGCCUUUAGGUCUUUCUGGAGGUCCCUCGAGGUGUCUGCAUGUCUCUUGAGCUGAGCAGGUUCAUCAUCCUUCAGCUUCUGGUUGAUCACACUGGUUAAUCCCCAGGCAUUCAGAAUACACAGAUGGCUCAGGAAGACUUCCUUCUCAUGCCACAAAUUCCCUUCACCAUUGUUGUCCCAGGAUGAAUCCUGGAUAGAGUUUCAAUAUGGAUCAGUGAGAUCAGCCAUGAUUAAUCCAGUAGUGCCGUUGGUAUGUCCUUUUAGUUUGAUGGCCUCAUAGGCACUUUCAACCACCAUCAUAUGUACUCCCUUCUAAUUUUCACUGUCAUCAUCUAUCACCAUUUCUGGAUUCAGUUCCUGAGCAGAAACGCCUGCCACAUUCACUCCACACAGCCACUCUUGAGUCGCCAUGUUCUCCCAGAAUCCAUCCAUGGCAGCUGCUGGGAUGAAUGCCAAGUUUUUCAGCCAUGAGAUAGUGAAAUCUAAGAGAAUCCAGAUUACACUCUCUUCCAAUCACACGGUGCUCGGGUAGUCCACUUAGUUUCCAGGUCACAUAUAUGAAAUUAUCCACUGGGUUGGAAACCACAGUCACUCACACCUGGGACCGUGAACAGUGGAUUUGAAGACACUGACAUUCCUUUGCACCAGACCGAGUCAGCUCUCUCCUUUCUAUGGGGGUGGGGAGGGGAGAUGUGCCACAGUUACCACCACAACCCUGGAAUCGACAGUCACAGAGUAACCUCUCUCGGCCACAGUUUUAGCUGUCUGAAGAAAUAAGCUCCCAUGUUGCAGACCCAUCAUUUCUCCUUUGAGUUUAUCUUCCAAAACAUCCACAAGGGCAAUUUCAUCAGUCAGAGACUUUCCCAAAAUGCUGAUGGCACAUACCAUACCAACUUGUCCAGCACCUACUACAGUGAUCUCAACCUUGGGAAGGUUGCCUCUUCUGCAACUGGUGCAAUCAGUUUUUCUGUUAGAAUCACCAUUGUGCCCAGGAGAGAGACAACUGUAAGAGUGGCUUAAAGCAGACAGUGUCAGCUGCAUGCACCUCCUCAGGCAUGGGGUCUGCCUGAAGUGCUUCUUUUGAGCCUCACUGCUUGUUCUGGAACAAAUGUGUUGAGCAGUGCACCGGUGGUACAGACGCAGUGGUGGGUAAACCACAGGUGCCAGAUCAUGAGUCCAGUUUGGGGUACCAAGCAUUGCUGGAGCCCCUGGGAUCUCACAGACCACAGCCAUCCCUGCACCGGGAGAAAAGAAACUGGUCUCACUGAGGAAUGGUCAUGAAAAAUUACUGAUUUUAUUAGUAGUCUGAAUGAAAUGCAAAGUGUGCAGGAAGCAUCUCUGCUGCCAACCCAAAUGUGAGUUAUCUCAAGUAAAGUGCUGGCAUUGGGAGCUGGCCAGCUGCUCUUUGCAUGGAAGACUGUUUUCACUGUAGAGUUUUACUGGCAAACUGGUUAUUCAGACUUGGCUGUUUGGCCAGUUUUUCUGGAAAAUGAGUGGAAUGAGUCUGUCACUUUAAGACAAACAACUGCCAGUAUUUGUCACCAGUGAUAAAAAUUGAAAUUAGGAUUUUGGAAAACUUUAUCCCUCCCUGUAAGUUUGACAUCUUCCCAGCAACUAAAGACUCUUUUUGAAGAGAUAGUGACGGCAACAAGUUGAUUUGUUGAUAAUCGUGGAACAAAGUUUGUCAGCAUUGGGAGGAUUUCCAUGACUCAGCAAACCACCAUCUUCCGGGUGACUGCUGGGUGACAGAGCUAUUCAAAGUGCCAGGUGGACUGAUGAAUUUUAAUGUCCCGGAGUGUGAAAAAUCCAUCAUGGGGACUCAGAUUCCGUGUGGCAGUGGACCGUGAAGGAGCUCCACUUGUUGAGCUUGGGCGCGUUAUCAGAGAAGAAUGCCCAUCACUCUCUGAAAAGGCUUUUACAGGCACUCCUCCCUUUUCUAGCUCCUUGCCCAAGUGAGGCUGGUUUCUUGUGCUUCAGCCUGGAGAGCACGCAGAGUGAUGGCGGAGGCCGCUAGGCGUGCCCAGCUGUCUUCUAUGAAACCACCUGUUUAGGAGAUUUACAAAAUGUACAACAGGGUCAUGCUUCACAUUAAUUAUCUUUGUUUUGGAAAAAAGUUACUCUUGAAUAAAAAUGUUAUUUAUAUUAGUAUGUUAUGGGGCUGUUUUUGAUUUUUAAUGAAUUAAAUAAAUAUUUGAAAAUAUCUCCAUUUUAAUUUCUUCCACAUGAAUAUCAGUGGGUAUAAUCCCAGUAAAGGAAAUCCCUUUGGGAUCUUCCAUAAUGUUUAAAGAAUGUAAAGGAGUCCCGAGAGCUGGCGUUUUAGAGCAAACUGGCCCCAAUCACUUGUUCCUUUACCUGUGUCAAAGCCCAGUGUGGAGAGCCUUCCUGAGGUGGUCAGAAGAGCCACAUCGGCAUUCUGGCAGCCUCGCUUGGCUCCCCUGGGAGUGACUGCUCUGAAAUGGCCUCAGGCUUGCAUCCUCCAGAAUGAUCUUGGGGUCUGGGGUUUGCUUGUGGGAUAGGGUGAGGAGGAAAGAACCCUGGCUUUGGAAUCAGGAAGAAGGAAUAUCUCGACACUGUCACCCAUCUGGGCAAGCCCACUUGGACUUCUGCAUAGAGCUGAUGGUGAGUGUCGCCUGUGUGUGAAGCGGGGCUUUGGUGACCUGCCUGCUAACCACAGUCUUGAGAGUCUCUGACUCAGGUCUGGUUUUGGCUCAGAGUCUUCAGACG
Nyctereutes procyonoides (raccoon dog) is the source of this 6423-nucleotide messenger RNA. RefSeq names its product 3-phosphoinositide dependent protein kinase 1 (gene PDPK1). Lineage: Eukaryota; Metazoa; Chordata; Mammalia; Carnivora; Canidae. Gene Ontology annotation, biological process: peptidyl-serine phosphorylation; intracellular signal transduction. The coding region runs from base 105 to 1682 and encodes 525 amino acids. The transcript is spliced from 12 exons. Gene Ontology annotation, molecular function: protein serine/threonine kinase activity; ATP binding. The record is from RefSeq and is a predicted model, not a curated record.